AUGGACACUUAUCCUUUCAAUCAACUGUGGCAUCGUUCUCGGGGCAUCGUGUUUGGCCAGAGGCGAGAGCAGCAGGUCGCCGUGAACCCCUCUCCCGACGGGAGUGACUUGCCUCCAUCCUCCACCAUCCGAAAUCCAGCGAGCGAAGAGGAACUUUGGAAUGGCCGACAGACUGAAGGGGACGAUUCCGACUCAGAAACCGCGUCGUUUACCACUGCCCAUGAGCACAAUGACAAGAGCGUUCCCUCGACCGGACAGCCCCAGGUGGACGAAAGUGUUGAGACUGCCCCAGACGGAUCGGCUCCUACGGACGAGCCGAAGGACAAGAACAUCUUCGACAGGCCGCCCGUAACGAGUCUAGUGUUCAAUAUACCCGAGGAGGUGUUCGUGGAGGCCGAGAAUGCUCCGGAGGGCUCGAUGGAGUCCUUUUGGUCGUACACUCUCUACCGAGCCAGCCAGCCCAAAGGGGAGGAGCGUAGGGUCAAGGUUCAUUACUGCAAGAGCAGGCACACAAUGGAGCGGGUAUGCAAGUACUUCGUGGACGAAAAAGUCAUCGGGUUUGACCUCGAAUGGCAACCCGAGGCGAACAGGUUCUCGGGGCCCCGACAGAACGUGUCUCUGAUCCAGAUGGCCAGUCCUAGUCGCAUCGCGCUCUUUCAUGUCGCUCUCUUCCCGAAAAGCGAUAUGAACCUAGUCUCUACCACGUUCCGACAGAUCAUGGAGGAUCCCGAUGUGAGCAAGGUCGGAGUCGCCAUAAAAGGGGACGGCACACGUCUGCGCACUCAUUUGGGCGUUGCCGUGAGGGGCCUCUUUGAACUAAGCCACUUGUACAAGCUCGUCAAGUACUCCGCCUCCGGUGACGUCCACCUGAUUAAUAAGAAGGGUGUUUCACUGGCGAGACAGGUUGAGGAUUGUCUGGGGCUGCCCAUGUUCAAGGGGCAGGAUGUCCGGGCCAGCAACUGGAGCCAGCCCCUGAACAUGGCUCAGAUUGUUUAUUCCGCAUGUGACGCGUAUGCUGGUCUUCAGUUAUAUCAUGUGCUCGAUGAGAAGCGUCAAGCGCUAGACCCUAUGCCUCCUCUUCCCUACCAUGCGGAGCUUGGUCAGCCGAUCCGUCUGGCCGAGGGCACAACUGUUUCUACGACAGUGAAUACGGUCGAGGUGCUUGAUGCAGAAGACACCACCGCAACAGUGGAGACGACUACGACUACGACUACGACUCAUAUAACGACCCCUACAACGACUUUAGACUUCUCAAGUGCUCAGCAGACCGUUCAGGUAGAAGUGGAAGGCGACAAUGAGGAGGUCACGCCGCCAGGGCCAAGAAAACGCCCACUGUCGACGCCAUCUUCGUCGAUUACGAGGCGGCCGAAGGACGACCGGGUAUUAGCAGCAGAGGCACAAGUCGCCUCUUACCGCGCUUCCCACGCCACUAUCUGUGCAAGCAACCCGCAGCUUCGAUCUUAUUACAUAUGGCACGACAAUGAGGGUCUAGAUCCCAAAGAAAUAGCAAGAAUUCUUCGUCAAACCCCACUGCAGACCAACACAGUCGUGGGUUAUAUACUAGAAGCCAUCAGACUCGAGGGACUUCCCUUUGACGGGAGGAGAUUGCAGGAAGAAGUACUCAAUCUUGUGUCGAAGGAGAGUCGGGAACGGAGGUAUGCGAAGCUUGUCAAGCAGGCUGACAAAGCAGAUAGAGUAUUGUGA
This is a messenger RNA of Sodiomyces alkalinus F11, 1704 nucleotides long. RefSeq names its product ribonuclease H-like protein. Lineage: Eukaryota; Fungi; Ascomycota; Sordariomycetes; Glomerellales; Plectosphaerellaceae. The transcript is spliced from 2 exons. Gene Ontology annotation, cellular component: cytoplasm; nucleus. The record is from RefSeq and is a predicted model, not a curated record. Gene Ontology annotation, molecular function: nucleic acid binding; 3'-5' exonuclease activity. Gene Ontology annotation, biological process: nucleobase-containing compound metabolic process. Bases 1 to 1704 code for a protein of 567 amino acids.